UCCACUGAUAGCUCCUGCAUCACUUGCAGAAAACGUAAAAUCCGCUGUGAUCGGAAGGCGCCAUGUGGAAACUGCCUCAAGUCGAAAGGCUCCAGUUGCUCUUACCGUGACCCUCCCCUCUCUCCUCCAAAGGCCACCACUCCCAGAUGUGCAACCUCGCUGCCAAAUGACUGUGUCGACGAUGAGAACGACGAACUCGAUGUGGCCAGCUGUUUCUCCAUCACUACUCCUCCAAUGCCACCGUCUCUUCACACAAGACCCGCUACUUCGGCCAAAGCCACUGGGUCAACAGCAUUACCCUGGUUCGAGACUUAUUUGCGAUCCUUGAGCCACACUUCCGCAACAAUUCUUCUCCCCAUCGUCGGGUGCAUGCUGGAAUGCAAAGGUCUGGCAAAGACAUUGAAGUCUCGAGUGCUCUCUUGUUGGCCGUAUGAACCACUCUUCGACGUUCCGCCAGACCACGACGAUCUGUUACGGAACUACAUCUCAACAUCAGAAAGCAUCUUUCGUGUGAUGCAUAUUCCCUCUUUCACUCGAGACUUCCAUGCUCUCUGCACAUCGCCAACUCCGCCGACUAAUGCAGCCUUCAUUGUUCAAGCCAAGCUUGUCUGUGCCAUAGGUGCGACUCAUACUGACACGGUAUUGCGACAAGAAGCCACACAAUGGGUGCAAGAUGCACAAACAUGGCUCUCCAAGCCGGACUUCAAGCAUCAACUUUCCCUUCAACAUCUUCAAUCCCAUAUUCUGUUGCUUCUCGCCCGCAAAGCUGUCGGUGUAGCGGAAGACAUGAUUUGGAUCUCGGUUGGCUCGCUCCUCCGCACAGCCAUGUACAUGGGCCUGCACCGCGAUGGUGUCAUUGGAACAUCCCCUAAUACAAACCUGUUCACAUCAGAAAUGCGCCGCAGGAUCUGGAACACUAUCCUCGAGCUAUCUGUUCAGUCCAGCCUGAACUCUGGAGGUCUGUCACACGGCAAAAGCCACCCACCUGUAACCACAACCAACAACACUGUCGAUACCACCGCAAGGAGGGGUAACUGCAAGUUGUGA
Molecule: messenger RNA, 1047 nt
Organism: Podospora anserina S mat+
Lineage: Eukaryota; Fungi; Ascomycota; Sordariomycetes; Sordariales; Podosporaceae
Exons: 2
Biological process (GO): DNA-templated transcription; regulation of transcription by RNA polymerase II
Cellular component (GO): nucleus
Molecular function (GO): RNA polymerase II cis-regulatory region sequence-specific DNA binding; zinc ion binding; DNA-binding transcription activator activity, RNA polymerase II-specific
Source: RefSeq, a predicted model, not a curated record